AUGGAGGGCUUAAAGCCAGCCCCCUCCCCCACUGUAUUGGGCAAACACUUGUCAAUUUCUGAUGGAGAGCCCRUGAGUGAUCCCUUUCUAUACAGAAGCACUCUUGGUGCCCUUCAAUAUCUUACCAACACUCGGCCAGACAUCGCGUAUAUUGUUAAUCACCUGAGUCAAUUUCUCAAACAGCCCACCGACAUACAUUGGYAAGCUGUGAAGCGGGUGUUACGCUACUUAAGUGGUACAAAACACAUGGGCCUCCACAUCCAACCAAGUGACACGGUCUCUCUCACAGCUUAUUCUGAUGCAGACUGGGCAUCAAACAUUGAUGAUCGCAAAUCAAUUGCUGCUUAUUGUGUUUUCUUUGGAAACACUCUUGUCUCGUGGUCGUCAAAGAAACAAACGGCUGUUGCUCGCUCCAGUACUGAGUCCGRAUAUCGUGCUCUUGCUCAUGCUUCCGCUGAAAUUAUUUGGCUGCGACAACUCCUUGGUGAACUUGGUGUCAACGUUAGUUCUCCGCCCAUUAUUUGGUGUGACAAUAUCAGUGCUGGUGCUCUAGCAACUAAUCCAGUCUUCCACGCUCGGACCAAGCACAUUGAAAUAGAUGUCCACUUUGUUCGGGAUCACGUGUUACGCGGUGCUCUUGAAGUUCGUUAUGUACCAUCUGCUGAUCAACUAGCCGAUUGCCUGACUAAACCACUCAUUCACUCUCAGUUCCACCUACUACGAUCCAAACUCGGAGUGCUUGACCUACCCGCUCGUUUGCGGGGGGAUGUUAACGUAACUUCAGCAAGGAAGUUGAAGCCACACACCACGUCAUAG
Momordica charantia (bitter melon) is the source of this 816-nucleotide messenger RNA. The record is from RefSeq and is a predicted model, not a curated record. NCBI's taxonomy places the organism in Eukaryota, Viridiplantae, Streptophyta, Magnoliopsida, Cucurbitales, Cucurbitaceae.